AUGGGGUUGCCACCUGCCACAACUAUUGUAUUUGUUGGAUUACCUGACGGUAUUAGUAUUGGACUGGAUACGUUUUUUUUGCAAUCUGGGCCUACGCUACACGGGAUUCGUUUAGUAGGACCCGGAGUGCAUACGUUACACUGGUCUCACGGCGGGCCCGUGGACAGUGUUGCUCGGCACGGGGUUUUUUUUAUUGGAGAGGAUGAGUCAGUUGUGAGUUGUCGCUGGGACGCGAACUCGGAAGAAAUGCAAGUGGAGCGGCACGUAUGCGGUCAGUGCGAAGAUGUGCCAACGUUAGAAGCGUUGCACAGGUACUACGAGGGUAUGUUGGAGUAUGAGCAGUUGCAACAGGCUUAUGGGAGCAACACUAGUGGAGGACAUCCCCGAGUUGAAGAGCUUGACGAGCACGGGGCUGCACCCAGCGACGUUAGAUUUACAUGGUCCCAGCAAACGGCCGAGAUCAUGGGCGAGGAUAUUGCUCGGGUUUUACCCCAGAAGAGUCAAAUAGGUAUGUUCUCGGCCGACUCGAUGAUAGCGACAACUGCAGAUGCUCGGGAAUUGGAUGCACAAUUGGGUCAUGAGUCAAAAGAAAAGACGGGCGAGUCGUUUGAAGUACUCAAUUUUGCCGAAAUUGAUCUUAAGACAGCCUGGAGACCUGGAGCAAUAGGUAUGCAACGGACAUUAGAUUACCUGGACCGCAGCUGGUGUUUGGAGAAGGUGAUUGGAACGACUGCUGGGUCAAUGCGAGGGUUUGUUGCAGAGCUGGAGCUUGCUUUUGCGAUUUUUGUCUUGUAUGGGAACGUAAGCUGUGCAGCGCAGUGGCGGCGGGCAGUGACAUUGUUAGUGUUCAGCGAGACAUAUGCAACAGGACCACACUCAGCAGCCUAUCUCGGAGUCAUGGAGGUUAUUGAGCGGCAGCUGCGGGUAAUGCCCUCCGAGUAUCUGACAGAGGUUGUGGGAGACAAGUACGUGAGAGGCAUGUUUGGAACCCUGGUGGAGGCUGUCUGUACUGGCGAGCCACCUGAGGACCGGUGGUUUUCAGGCGGGCCCGAGGGUGCUAGAUUGCGGUCAGUUGUGGAGGCAAUAGUCCGAUUGCUGGAGACCCGAUAUGGGCUGGAGGGUGUGGACGGCGGCGAAGACUUUUCCCCGCGGGACUGGAGGUGA
Molecule: messenger RNA, 1164 nt
Organism: Magnusiomyces paraingens
Lineage: Eukaryota; Fungi; Ascomycota; Dipodascomycetes; Dipodascales; Dipodascaceae
Exons: 1
Coding region: 1-1164 (387 amino acids)
Biological process (GO): spliceosomal tri-snRNP complex assembly
Source: RefSeq, a predicted model, not a curated record